Molecule: messenger RNA, 2608 nt
Organism: Scleropages formosus (Asian bonytongue)
Lineage: Eukaryota; Metazoa; Chordata; Actinopteri; Osteoglossiformes; Osteoglossidae
Gene: uxs1
Product: UDP-glucuronate decarboxylase 1
Exons: 15
Coding region: 708-1967 (419 amino acids)
Biological process (GO): D-xylose metabolic process
Cellular component (GO): cytoplasm
Molecular function (GO): NAD+ binding; UDP-glucuronate decarboxylase activity
Source: RefSeq, a predicted model, not a curated record
AUAGUCGCUCUCGACAUCUGCGAACCUGGAGAGGGAAGUAGCCAUGCAGCUAAUAGAAUAAAUGGAACAUUUUUAUGUUACAUUAAUUGUACUAUAGCGAGAAAAUGAAUAGUUGAGCCGCAUAAGUGUAUUAGAACAUUAUCGCUGUUUCCGGGAGGCCGAAAAAAAAGAACACUGCUACAACUUAACUCGUAUAAUUACCAACCGGAACUAGCUGUUGUUAUACGUUUCACAUCAUGUUAUAUUUAUUUAUGUUGUUUAGACAAAAUUUUACCACAGUUCUUACUGUUUGAGUGUUUGGAUGACGCUCGUUUUACUCUCGUAUUAAGUCGCGAAUUUUGCAGACAAGCUCACGUAUUCUAGACUAGUCAGAUAGCUAAUAUAAUUAAUCAUAAUAUGUGACCGGUUGUUUACAUAUCCUGAACAGGGAGCUCCUUUAUAAUUUAUUUCUAGUAACUCUGUAGAAACUUUUACAGUGUUGUUGUGUGCUUUGUACGUGUGCCAGUGCAGAAGAACACAUUCCAUUGUGCAGGGUUUCACCCAUGUGAGCCUGCAGUGCUAGAACACGCUGCACUGAAGCAGAGUAAUUAAAAGGCGGCUGUACCUCUCUUGUCUUGUUGUGAGAUGUCAACCACUUGUUAACCAUUAACUUAAUGGCAAUAAGAAGAGAGCUGCGUCUGUAAACAUGUGUUAAAAGCCGUGUGCUGAUGAUGAAGCACUUCUUCUGGCUGCUGACUGGAAUAAAGAGGCGGAUGAUGAAGCUGCUGGUUGCCCUUGCGCUUGUCGCCUACCUCGCUUCUGUGUGGGGAACUUACACCAAUAUGAGGUCCAUACAGGAACACGGUGAGAUGAAGUUGGAGCACAAGAUAGAUGAGGCAGUCGCACCUCUUCGGGAGAAGAUUAGGGAUCUUGAGCUCAGCCUCUCUCAGAAAUACCCCCCUGUGAAGUUUCUCUCGGAGAAGGAUAGGAAGAGGAUUUUGAUCACUGGAGGAGCAGGAUUUGUUGGCUCUCACCUGACAGAUAAGCUAAUGAUGGAUGGGCACGAGGUAACAGUGGUGGACAACUUCUUUACGGGCCGCAAGCGGAACGUGGAGCACUGGAUUGGGCACGAGAAUUUUGAACUGAUCAACCAUGAUGUCGUGGAACCUCUGUACAUCGAAGUGGACCAGAUCUAUCAUUUGGCCUCGCCUGCCUCGCCUCCUAACUACAUGUACAAUCCCAUCAAAACCCUGAAGACAAAUACCAUUGGGACACUGAACAUGCUGGGCUUAGCCAAGCGUGUGGGCGCUCGUCUCCUACUGGCAUCCACAUCAGAGGUGUAUGGAGACCCGGAGGUUCACCCCCAGAGUGAGGACUAUUGGGGCCAUGUGAACCCCAUCGGUCCCAGGGCCUGCUAUGACGAGGGAAAGCGAGUGGCAGAGACCAUGUGUUAUGCCUACAUGAAGCAGGAAGGAGUGGAGGUGAGGGUGGCGCGGAUCUUCAACACCUUCGGCUCUCGGAUGCACAUGAACGAUGGCCGCGUGGUGAGCAACUUCAUCCUGCAGGCCCUCCAAGGGGAACCGCUUACGGUUUAUGGUUCUGGGUCACAAACGAGAGCGUUCCAGUAUGUAAGUGAUCUGGUGAACGGUCUGGUGGCCUUGAUGAACAGCAACAUCAGCAGCCCCGUCAACUUGGGGAACCCAGAGGAACACACCAUCUUGGAGUUUGCACGCCUAAUCAAGAGUCUGGUUGCGAGCCGCAGCCAGAUCCAGUUCCUUUCGGAAGCUCAGGACGACCCGCAGCGGAGGAGGCCUGACAUCCGCAAAGCCAAGCAGCUGCUGGGCUGGGAGCCUGUGGUGCCUCUGGAGGAGGGUCUGAACAAGACGAUCCAGUACUUCAGCAGGGAGCUCGAGUACCAGGCUAACAACCAGUACAUCCCCAAACCGAAGCCGGCCCGCAUGAAAAAGAGCCGCACCCGACACAACUGAGCCGCCACCCAGGGACGGAGCGCCGACUGCCAAAGGGCUGGGCGUUAGCAGCGUGGCGAAACCGCCGGGCUUGAUCCUGGCGCCUCUCGAGAGGAGGCCGCGCGACCCCGGCCCGCUCCUCAGUGUGGAUGUGCCUACGCCUGACGAAAGAACUGCUCACCUUGCCUUGCACUUUGCGUGUCGUAAUUUAAAACCAGUCCAUGUGCAAAUUGUUCCCAGCUCCUCUUGUGCAUUUUUUUUGGGACGUGAUUUUUUUUUUUUUUUUUUUUUUUUCCUUUUUCUAAAAAGAAUUAUGUGGUUUUGGACAGAACAUUUUACAGUCUUUGAUAAUUCUUCAAAAUGUGUUUUCUUUGGGAGAUUGUGCUUUUGAGAAUUCUUGGAUAAGGUUCCCGGUGUGUGCAGCAGCAGUGGGGUCUGUUGGUGUGAAAGUGUCAAUCGAGAGAGGGGCGUUGCCCUGGAAGCAAUCAUGGUGUCUGAAUAGCUGUCGUUAGCUUAAGUUAAAGUGUAAGAAUACAGGCAUUUUAAUUUGUCGUUAUGUCUAAGAAUACAGUGAUUCCGAGCACCUGUUUGUGCACUUCUUAUGCCAGAGACGUGAAUUGUGUUGCUGAACACAGGUGAAUGAAUAAAAUAUUGAGAAAAUA